AUGGCUCCGACAACAAAAGGCUCGAGAACGGCCGUUAAGGGCCACAUAACAAAAACAAUCAACCUAAUCAAUGGGUUGAAAACUGUGAUGACGCAAGAAGAGCUCAGCAACCUAGAAAUAUUGGAAACUAAGCUUAAAGGAUGCUACGAAACCUACAAAGGGUAUUCAACAGCAAUCCAAGACGAACUCAAUGAAGCGGAUGCAGACCAGGCGGAAUACGACGCCGAAACUGACAUCACGUACCAAACACAAGAUGAGGCAACCAUAACCCGCGACAUAAUCACACAAGUGAUUGCAACCAUACCUACGCCUCAAGCGCCAGUGGUUAACGUAACCGCAGCAGCUCCGCCACAAUCGACACAUUCGAUGAGAUUGCCACAAAGGCAAAUUAAACAUUUCAAAGGGGACAUUUUAGAAUGGACCCAAUUCUGGGAAUCGUUUAAUGCGGCGAUUCAUUCCUCAACCCUUACCAACGUUCAAAAGUUUGAUUAUCUCAAAGAGUAUUUGAAAGGCGAAGCUAACUUAAUUGUUAAUAAUCUUGAAUUGACAGAUGCUAACUACCAGGUAGCCAUCGACGAGUUAACAAGAAGAUAUGGCAAAAAACAGGUUAUGAUCGACGCUCACUUCAACAAACUGCAUACCUUGCAGCCAGUGAAAGACGGAAAUGAUGUGCCAGCCAUCAGGAGUUUUCAGUUGAAUCUCCAAUCGCACAUCAGUGCCUUGGAGACAUUAGGAGUCCCAACGUCUUCUUUCGGGGGACUCCUCGGUACUCAACUAAUCAAAUUAAUUCCUUCAAGUUUACAGCUAGAAUGGGCAAAAUCAGAGUCCAACAAAUCAACGGACAUUGAAGGAGUAAUAAAGUUCAUCGGCGACCAAAUCGACGCAGCCGAAAGAUUCAACAGGAUUAGAGGAGUAGAAAAGGAAAAACCAUCUCCAGCUCCUAAACAACCAAAGCCUUUCAGCCCACCUCUAGCAACAGCGUCCCAACUGGCCGUUGGCGCUAAAUCAAAUCCAGCUCUACAGUUCAAACCCACUUUAAAAUCUAAAAGUGUUAAAUUUAGCCCUUUAAUAUCUAAAAGUGUUAUAUUUAGCCCUAGUCGGAUAGAAUGUGAAAGGCCUUGUAUAUUUUGCGGGCAAAUUCAUUGGCCGACAAGAUGUCCAAAAGACUUAGCGGAGAGAAAAUCAAUCAUUAACAAUUUAAAAAGAUGCGUGAAUUGUUUCGGAGGAAAGCACGAAGUCAAGGAUUGCACAUCCCCCCGGAACUGCAACAAAUGUGGAGGGAGACACCAUUCCGCCCUCUGCGACAAAGGAGACAUAAGAGUCUCCAAACCAUCAAAAUCGGCAAGCAUCAUGGCCAGCAACUCCAUCUCGGCCACUACAGCCUGCGCAAGUACGUUCAGGCAGUUAAUGUUAAAAACGGCAACAGUGAUUGUCAAUGGACCAGACGGCAGCGAAACUAGAGCAAUAUUAUUUGCUGACGACGGAAGUCAUCGAUCAUGGGUGCUAAAAUCGCUCUCAUCGCAACUCAAAUUGAAAACAGUAGCGGUAGAAAAUAUCAGCACGAGAGUGUUUAAGAAAAAGGAAGCUAGCCAACCCGAAAUGACAAAAACCGUUGAAAUGCAAGUAAGGGGCACCUGGAAAGGCGCCCCAAAAAUUACAUUAAUCGCUUUAGAAUCAGACCAUAUUGCAGAUACUGGCCCUUACAUAGGAUCCGAAUUUGCAAGGAGCCUCUGGAUCCAAAACGAAAAAAUGGCUGACGACAGAUUUGAAAUGGCACAUGGGGAAGAAGAGCCAAUUGGGAUUCUGGUUGGAAUGGACCAAAUGUUCCAGAUCAUGUCAAAUGAAGAAGCAAUUCAGAGUCCGUGCGGACUACGCGCAUUCAAAACGAAACUGGGAAGAAUGAUAGCCGGUCCCUCACAAGAAACUAAUUCUAAGACAGGCAAUCAAAUAAUCCAGCACCUAAUUUUAACAUCUAAUUAUCCAGUGCCGCAGAUAACGUCAUCGUUCGCAACAAGCAGCCGAAUCGAAAGAAAAGAAAGUCCAACCCAGUCAAUCCGAACUCCAACGGGAAAGGAGACUGGAAAAGCCAGCCUCCAAAAUCCACAACCAGGAACAUCAUUUUCAGAUGCACCAACCGGAUCCUGCGGAGAAACAGACACUAAAUGGGUUGAACACGACGAAAUAACGGCUACCAAUUUCGACCUCUCCCUCUUUUGGAGAAUAGAAAGUUUUGCGAACCUAGAAGGCGCUGAAGCAGUGGAGUCAGAGGAUCGUUUCGACUCCUUCGACGAGAAAAUAACAAGAUGGCCAGACGGAAGAUACUGA
Daphnia magna is the source of this 2325-nucleotide messenger RNA. RefSeq lists its product as uncharacterized. The coding region runs from base 1 to 2325 and encodes 774 amino acids. Lineage: Eukaryota; Metazoa; Arthropoda; Branchiopoda; Diplostraca; Daphniidae. The transcript has 2 exons. The record is from RefSeq and is a predicted model, not a curated record.